UUUGAAUUUUACCGAUAUUAGCCCAAUUAACUAAAACUCAUCAAAGGAGUAAGGAAGACACUGCGCGAAAAUACUCUCUUUUCAAUCCCCAGUGUCCACUGUUUUCAUCGAUUCAGUAUAAAAUUUCCCAAAAGAUUUCGAUUCAUAACAGGAAAACCCAAAAAACCAGAAAUAUCAACAACAAAGCAAAACGAUGAAGAUCAUCCCUUUAAUUUUGAUGGGUUGUGGAGGUGUUGGACGCCAACUCCUCCAACACAUUGUUUCCUGCAGAUCACUUCACGCCAAGCAGGGAGUUCAUUUACGAGUUGUGGGAGUAUCUGAUAGUAAAUCACUAAUCAUUGCAUCAGAUGUUAAACAAAAAGAGUUGGAUGAUAACAUUUUAGCUGAAGUUUGUAGGGUAAAAUCAGAUGGUUCUUCAUUGUCCAAAAUUACUAGCUUAGGUGAGUCUCAAGUGUUCUCCAAUUCAGAAUCAAGGACAAAAGUGCUAGACAUUGCAUCAAUUCUUGGAAAAUCAACAGGUUUAGCCCUUGUAGAUUGCUCAGCUAGUUCUGAGACGAUUGGAGUGCUAAAGGAAGGGGUCAACUUGGGUUGCUGUGUUGUUCUAGCAAAUAAAAAACCUCUUACAUCAACACUGGAGGAUUAUGACAAAUUGGUUUCACAUCCUCGCCGCAUACGGCACGAGUCAACUGUUGGUGCUGGUCUUCCAGUCAUAUCAUCAAUAAAUCGCAUAAUUUCAUCUGGGGACCCCAUCCACCGUAUUGUUGGAAGUUUAAGCGGUACAUUGGGUUAUGUAAUGAGUGAGGUUGAAGAUGGCAAACCAUUGAGCCAAGUCGUUAAGUCUGCUAAAAGCUUAGGAUACACUGAACCAGAUCCGCGAGAUGACCUCAGUGGAAUGGAUGUUGCCAGGAAGGCUUUGAUCCUUGCCCGACUUCUUGGGAAGCGCAUUGACUUAGGUAGCAUAAAGAUUGAGAGCUUGUAUCCUGAAGAAAUGGGACCUAAUAAGAUGUCUGUUGAAGACUUUUUGAAUGGUGGUGUUGUAAAGCUUGAUAAUAAUAUUGAAGAGAGAGUUAAAAAAGCUUCACUCAAUGGGAACGUCCUCCGUUAUGUCUGCGUGAUAGAAGGCGCAAGGUGCGACGUUGGGAUUCAAGAACUUCCAAAGAAUUUGGCUUUGGGAAGAUUGAGGGGAAGUGACAAUGUGCUAGAAAUCUAUAGUCGAUGCUAUAGUGAACAACCCUUAGUUAUUCAAGGCGCAGGAGCCGGGAAUGAUACGACUGCAGCCGGCGUGCUUGCUGAUAUCCUUGACAUUCAGGAUCUGUUUCCCUGAAAGAAAUUCGAGGGAGUCUCACAACUCGAGUUUGCCAUGUAUUCCACCUACAAAAAUGAAGCUAAGAGACUCAAAGUUUUCGAAUGUCAGAAUAAUUUUUGGUCCGGAGCAAGCUUACUGAAUGUUGUUAGGGGAUGUUCCAUGGUAAACAAUGUGCAAAGCCUCCAUGGCUCCGACUAAGCGUUCCCUUCAGUUUUUGAAGAACCUGCAGCUUAGUUUCUUGAAAACCUAAGGCAUAAAAAAAGAAAAGAAAAAGGAGCAACUACAAAAUUGUACCCCAAGCCAUUUGGUAUUUUAAAGCCUCUUAAUUAUCAAAUAUGUCAUUUUACCCCUAAAAAAAGGUGCACCUUUCAAUAAAAACAUGACACGUAUUACUUUU
Messenger RNA from Gossypium raimondii (Peruvian cotton), 1703 nucleotides. RefSeq lists its product as uncharacterized. The coding region runs from base 194 to 1324 and encodes 376 amino acids. The record is from RefSeq and is a predicted model, not a curated record. NCBI's taxonomy places the organism in Eukaryota, Viridiplantae, Streptophyta, Magnoliopsida, Malvales, Malvaceae. Gene Ontology annotation, molecular function: homoserine dehydrogenase activity; aspartate kinase activity. The transcript has 12 exons. Gene Ontology annotation, biological process: aspartate family amino acid biosynthetic process.